AUGGUUGAGACUCCAGCAAAUCGAAUUGUUCUCUUUGGUGGUGAUUUGAAUAUGCGUGACAAUGAGCUGGUAAAAGCGGGUGAUAUUCCGGCUGGUAUUUGUGAUUUAUGGAUUGAAAUGGGCAAACAUCAAGAAUAUGCCUAUACAUGGGACAUGCAACGAAAUACAAACCUUGACUUUUCAGCGAAUAAUUUUCAACCUCGUUGUCGUUUUGAUCGAUUGUAUUUUCGAGCAGCAACGUCACCUAUGGUCAAAUUUAAACCAGUAGCUUUCAAACUUGAAGGUCUGGAAAUCAUUCAAUCGAUUCAACGUUUCUGUUCGGAUCAUUGGGCGAUUCAAGCUGAAUUUGAAGUCUAA
Messenger RNA from Rotaria sp. Silwood1, 357 nucleotides. The record is from the annotation of a GenBank genome assembly. NCBI's taxonomy places the organism in Eukaryota, Metazoa, Rotifera, Eurotatoria, Philodinida, Philodinidae.